This is a messenger RNA of Protopterus annectens (West African lungfish), 1107 nucleotides long. Its product is annotated as cytochrome c oxidase copper chaperone. Gene Ontology annotation, molecular function: copper ion binding; copper chaperone activity. Gene Ontology annotation, cellular component: mitochondrial intermembrane space. Bases 178 to 384 code for a protein of 68 amino acids. The record is from RefSeq and is a predicted model, not a curated record. The transcript is spliced from 4 exons. NCBI's taxonomy places the organism in Eukaryota, Metazoa, Chordata, Ceratodontiformes, Protopteridae. Gene Ontology annotation, biological process: mitochondrial respiratory chain complex IV assembly.
UAAAAACUAUCCUUUCCAAGCAACUUCCUCUUCAGUGUACGUUUAUUUUGGGAAUUGACGUAUUAUAGUUAUUACAUUUUGGUCCUGUGCUGUUAGUACAGUACCGAUUAAUUUCUUCGAAAACUUGGACCAAGAUUGCUGGAAAAUACCCAGUGCACGGGUAGCCUGCUAAAAAAAAUGUCAAGUAUGGCAGCUGCAGCAUGCAACACCCAGAACCAGACUGCUGGGGUUACAGAAGAGAAGAAGCCUCUGAAACCUUGCUGUGCCUGUCCGGAGACCAAAAAAGCUAGAGAUGCCUGCAUUAUUGAAAAAGGUGAAGAAAACUGUGGAGACUUGAUUGAAGCUCACAAAGAGUGCAUGAGAGCAUUAGGAUUCAAAGUCUGAGACAAGCAGCCGCAGUGUUCGCGUGCUUGUGUGUAUGCUUUUUCCUGCUGGUCUGGAAUUUUAUCUUUUAAUUAAAUGGCGUGAAGAAAGGUUUGCUGAGUUACACCAGUCCAAAAAAAAAAUCCGUGUUCCACUAUCGGUCUUUGAUGGCAGUGUACCAUGUAUAUACUUGAGGACUUAAAUUGCACUGAUUUAAUACACCAUUGUAAUGUAAUGAAUGGAAAUGAGUAACAUUGAUGCAGCCAAAUACUUUACAUGGACUCUUUUGUAUCUGAUGCACUGCUGCUGCAUGUUCUGAAGCGCACUGGAAAACUGCAUUUUAAGCACCUUUUGGUUAUAUAUGUUUUGUAGCUGACAUUGCUCUUUUAAGGACUGCUACUUCUUUCAUUGAGAGUCUUGCUGUUCACUGUUUAAUAUAUUAUGAAUGUAUUUGAGGAGAAUUGAUAAAAGGCAAGUGAAGUUUGCGGCUAUUGCUUUCAGAUCAAGAUGUAUUACUUUUUAUUCAUGUUUGUUCAUUGGUUUAAAGUAAGCAUUCAGUAUCAUGUUACCAGUGUGCUAUUUGCUCCAGAAUUAUAACUUUAGCCUGUGACAUUUCUGCAUUACUUGACAGUACUACUCCUUUUGCACAGUAAAAUUCAUGUUGGUCUCCAAAUGACUGCCAUUACAUUUUAAAAGCUGCUUUAGAGAGCUUUAGUAGCUCAAUAAAUCACUGAAAAAAAAUAA